UCUCCGUUUCCUGAAGGAUCCUGCCUAGAAAGACUCGCAAACACUGGAUGAAAGGAAGAGAAGGGAUUUUCUUUUCCUGCCACGUCUUUUCAACUUCCUGAAAACACAAACCCUCCCACCAAAAAGUCAGCCCGAUGUAGAUCCCAUUUCUAAUUCAGAUAGCUGUCCAGGACACCAAAUUCCAGACGCUGACGGAAUGUGGGCUACAUGCAGCCUGUCUCCUGUUGUUAUGGUCAAGGAUUGACACGGUGACAUUUUACAAUGAGAAAGCCUCUCCCAUGAUACUGCUACCUUCUAAUCCAAAAGAUGGGUCUUGGUUCUGCCGUCCUUCUUUUAGCAGCUGCCGUGUCCACGUUGGGAGGCCUGAUAUUUGGAUAUGAACUUGGGAUCAUUUCUGGUGCCUUACUACAGCUGAAAAAUGAAUUUUAUCUCACCUGUUUUCAACAAGAGGCACUUGUCAGUGCAGUUUUGGUUGGGGCUCUUCUGUCCUCCUUGAUUGGAGGAGUCAUUAUUGAUCAAUGUGGAAGAAGGACGUCGAUACUUGCCAGCAAUCUGGUGGUGUUGGCAGGAAGUCUUGUAUUGGUGUUGGCCAACUCGUUUUGCUUUCUAGUGAUUGGACGAGUCAUCAUAGGGGUUGCCAUCUCUCUUUCAUCAAUGGCAUGUUGCAUUUUUGUCUCUGAAAUUGUGCGCCCCCACCAACGUGGAAAGCUUGUGUCUCUUUAUGAGACUGGCAUUACUGUCGGCAUUCUACUGUCCUAUGCAAUGAACUACUUUUUAGCAAAUGUCAAGGAGGGUUGGAGGUACAUGUUCGGCUUGGCUAUAACCCCAGCUCUUGCCCAGUUUAUCAGCAUUCUGUUCCUCCCUUCUAAGCCUAAAUUAACCACUUGGAACCAAGAAACGGGCAAUGGCUUCAUUCAAAUGAAGGAUAUCGAGGAAAUAGAAGAAGUCAAACCAGUUCAACAGAAAAGAGAUUAUACUUUUGUUGACCUCUUUUCGUUGAAAGACAAUAUGAGAACCAGGACAUUUGUCGGUUUAGGGCUUGUGAUGUUUCAACAGUUGACUGGACAACCAAAUGUGCUUUUCUAUGCCUCGACUAUAUUCCGCUCUGUGGGUUUCCAGAGCAAUUCUUCUGCUGUUUUGGCAUCCGUAGGACUUGGUCUGGUAAAGGUCCUUUCAACGUUGGUUGCUAUGAGUUGUGCUGAUAAAGCUGGAAGAAGAAUAUUACUUAUCGCUGGAUGUGUAAUAAUGACUGUCUCCAUAACUGGAAUUGGACUGCUAAGUUUUAAUAUUGAACUGGGCACUCACGAGGACUGCAAAGCUCUUAUAAAGUCAAAUGUUUCCUAUGAUCUAUCCAAUUCUUCUGAGUUCAUUGGUGGCAUGGCUGAAACCUUUGACUCUGAGUAUAGGUCAGCCCAGCGCAAUACCUUAGUAGCUAAAACUCAAAGCAUUCCAUUGGGUCUUGUAAACAACCAGCUGCCCGCAAUGUCUACCUCUUCCAAGGCUUGGAGUAACGGUGACUUCUUACAACCAGACAAAGACCACGUGAAGCAAACAACCGCACAUUCUGCCAGCACUGAGCUCCUUAACAAUUCCCUUGUUUUGAAUUGGAUUGUCCUGUUGAGUAUGAUGACUUUUGUGAGCGCUUUCUCUAUUAGCUUUGGCCCGAUGACGUGGCUGGUCCUGAGUGAAAUAUUCCCAGCUGAGAUACGAGGAAGAGCUUUUGCGUUCUGCAACAGUUUUAACUGGGCGACAAAUCUACUCAUCAGUUUGUCAUUCCUGGAGGUCAUCAAUUCUAUUGGUCUGUCCUGGACAUUUCUUGCCUAUGGUAUGAUGGGGGCCGUGGCAAUUGUAUUUAUUUACUUCUUCAUUCCUGAAACGAAAGGAAAGUCUCUCGAGGAGAUUGACAAAGAGUUCUCCACUAAAAGGUUAGUCAGUCUAAAUCAGAAGUGGGAGAGAAUUCCACGGAGGCGGCUGUCUGAUCCUGGAUAUCACAUGAUGGGAAGGUCAAACUCCUCUAUAUCCAGUACGUCAAGCACUUCCUAAACCAAAUCUUCUGCAACUGGUGGUCCAGGUUCUCCCAUGAAUAUCCUAUUCACUGAAUUGAAGAUUGUCCCGGGAAGCACUUUAGCUGAUAUCUGUGGAAGACAUUUUGCACAACCACCCCAAGACCCAAAGACAAUGUCGUUUGACAAAUUUCACAGAAAUCUGCUUUAUAAAUAAAAUAUUUUAAUCUUUCACAUA
Pelobates fuscus (common spadefoot toad) is the source of this 2241-nucleotide messenger RNA. It is a transcript of the gene SLC2A10, whose product is annotated as solute carrier family 2 member 10. Gene Ontology annotation, molecular function: D-glucose transmembrane transporter activity; symporter activity. Gene Ontology annotation, cellular component: membrane. Gene Ontology annotation, biological process: D-glucose transmembrane transport; circulatory system development. Lineage: Eukaryota; Metazoa; Chordata; Amphibia; Anura; Pelobatidae. The coding region runs from base 307 to 2043 and encodes 578 amino acids. The record is from RefSeq and is a predicted model, not a curated record. The transcript is spliced from 8 exons.